GCCAAUCCGGGUCAUCCACAGGCGUAGUGUGACUUGGGUACUGCGAAGAGCGCCUUACUUACUUCGAAAGGGCUGCCGUGUUGAUCAAUCUCCUUUUUUAGACUUAUAUACAAUCGACGGCCCAUCAAGGAUGGAUGACUUGGGGUUACUCGCCCUACGCCUUGCGGUGGCAGCGAUUGUCAUUUGGGUCUCAACUCUCCUCUCUUCGUUCUGCAGCAAGGCCCUGAUCUGCAUCCUCGACUCCUACAAGCUCAAGCACAUCCCAGGUCCGCCUAACAACUCGCUGCUCCUGGGCAACACAGCCAUGAAGAGCAGGCCGGAUCGCCACCGUCUCUUCACCGAGUGGGCGCAUGAAUAUGGCCCCGUCUCCCGCCGCCGCAUUAUGUUUCAGCACUUCAUCCAAGUGACGGAUCCGGCGAUCAUAGCCGAGGCGGUUCGCAGCCGCGAGCUGGACAAGAAGCCUCUCGCGGGCGGAGGCAUCAAUAAUUUUGCCAGCCCCAAGGGCCACUACAAUCUGCUGAGCUCCCCCUCCAAUGAGCGCUGGAAGGCUGUCAGCCCCAAGGGCAACCUCAGCCUGCUCACAUCCCCCUCCAACAAGCGCUGGAAGGCUGUCAGGAAGGCGGUAGCGACGGCGUUUUCGACGGCCAACAUGCGGGCGCAGUUUCCAAACAUCCGCACAGCAUGCGCGCAGCUCGUGGACGUACUGAAGACCGUCUCAGCCGAUGAUGUGGUCGACAUGGACAGCGCGCUCUGCCGCGAAUCCCUCGAUGUCAUCGGCAUGGUGGGAUUCGGGCAGGACUUGGGCGCGACGCGUUCUCUGGCAAGCAGCGAUGAGAGCGGGCAGGCCAUGGAGGCAACGGCAGCCGCCAUGCUCGAAGCCGACCGCCGCAUCACCGACCCCCUGCGCAUGCGCAAGUUCUGGCGCAAGGACGUAAAGGAGGGAAAAGCGGCGACACUCUGUUUCCACGGAGUUAUGCUGGGAUUGCUGGCUGGCAUGAGGAGGGAACGCCCCGCCGAGACGAGCAUCGCAGCCCACCUGCUGGACAUCAAAGAUCCCGACACAGGGAAACCCCUGGAGGAUGCGCGCCUGCUGCCUGAGAUCUCCAUACUCUUCAUGGCCGGCUUUGAGACCACGGGGCACACAGCGGCGUGGACGCUGUUUUCUGUGAGCCAGAACCCGAAAGUUGAGGCCAAAAUCGUGGAGGAGCUGAAAAGCAAUGGGCUGCUGGCCACUCCCGAGAAGUCCAGCCCCCGCCCCAUCGAGUGGGAUGACAUUCCGAAGCUGACUUACCUCAACGCUGUCAUCAAGGAGUCCAUGCGGAUGUACCCCGCCGGGGGUGUGGCGACGUUUCGCACCCCCAAGGGGACGAAAGAUGUUGUGCUGGGGGGUGGACGCGUAGUGGUUCCACCCGGAGUGGGCCUGCACAUGCCCAUCACAGCCGUGCACCACUCCAAGGACCUGUGGGAAGACCCCGAAGACUUCAAGCCUGAGAGGUUCUUUGAGGAUGGUGCGGAGGAUGCUAAGGGGUUGGAUCAGGUGAACGGGCGCACGCCGGUGCGCUUCAUGCCCUUCAGCAUGGGCGGCCGUGACUGCGUUGGCCAAACGCUCGCAAAGCUCAACCUGGCUACCACACUCGCACAGCUGUACGGCAACUUCUCCUUCCGCCUCGCCGAUGAGAUGGGGGGACCGGAGGGUGUGAAGGCGGCAGAAUGCACAUCAAUUACUCUCUCCUGCAGCAAGGGAAUGAAGAUGCAUGCUGUGCCACGCGUGCCCUCCUGAGACAGCAUCUUCCUCGGACCUUGAGACUUCUGUGAAUGCAGCCUUGAAAAAGAGCUCUUGCAACAUCCCAAGGAGGACCUACUCAUUGGAUGUCCCAUAGCCUGGCCUGGAUUGAAGCGCGGCGGGCAAGAUUUUUUACUGGUGGCUUUUUGGUGGGGGAGGAGCAUUGGUGGUGUUCCUGUGACUGCCUGCCUUGUGUACAGGUUUGCGGAUUGAUUCUGCUACUUUGGUCAUAGCGUGCAGAGGGUAUCUGUUAGAUGACUGCCUUACCUAGGCGUGCACAUGAAUUAGACCAUUGCCUGAUUUCAUGAAAUGCUUGAUGUGAAGCUAACAGUGGUGUACGGGCCCACUUUAAAGUGUAUACAUAGUAUGUAUUACAUACGUAUGCGAAUUCAAUUCAUUCAGGCCCCACAGAUGUGGCUGCAGACACUCUGUGUGUACGCACUAUGGCCUUUGGGCUUUGGGUUUGCCGACACCGUAAUAAUACUAAUAAUGAUAAAUGC
This is a messenger RNA of Coccomyxa subellipsoidea C-169, 2283 nucleotides long. RefSeq names its product cytochrome P450. Lineage: Eukaryota; Viridiplantae; Chlorophyta; Trebouxiophyceae; Coccomyxaceae. Gene Ontology annotation, molecular function: oxidoreductase activity, acting on paired donors, with incorporation or reduction of molecular oxygen; monooxygenase activity; iron ion binding. The record is from RefSeq and is a predicted model, not a curated record. Bases 131 to 1780 code for a protein of 549 amino acids. The transcript has 13 exons.